Molecule: messenger RNA, 3926 nt
Organism: Brienomyrus brachyistius
Lineage: Eukaryota; Metazoa; Chordata; Actinopteri; Osteoglossiformes; Mormyridae
Gene: zdhhc2
Product: zinc finger DHHC-type palmitoyltransferase 2
Exons: 15
Coding region: 206-1753 (515 amino acids)
Biological process (GO): peptidyl-L-cysteine S-palmitoylation; protein targeting to membrane
Cellular component (GO): endoplasmic reticulum; Golgi apparatus
Molecular function (GO): protein-cysteine S-palmitoyltransferase activity
Source: RefSeq, a predicted model, not a curated record
ACAUGCAGGGGACGGGCAGCAGCUAGGAGGCGUCACGGCGGCCCGCUGGGGGAAUGGGCGGUACCGCUGCGAUGGACGGAAGCGCGGAGGAGCGCACCAGCUAAAUACUACGGGCUCUGCCAUCUGGAUGCUGCUCUCCAAACCAGGGGGAAAAGAGGGGGAAAAACUUCUUAUUUAUCUCGAUUUGAUGUUGUUUGAAUAAAAGAUGGCGCCGUCAGGCUCAAGGAGCGUUAAACGAAGCUGUCAGAGAGUUUUAUACUGGAUCCCAGUCCUUUUUAUCAGCAUCAUAGUGGCUUGGUCCUACUACGCCUAUGUUAUUCAGCUCUGCAUAGAGUCCAUGGAGAACACUGGAGAGAAAGUCGUUUGCCUCCUGACGUAUCAUGUGCUGUUCAUCAUGUUCGUCUGGGCCUACUGGCAGACCAUUUUCACCAAACCGAUGACACCGGUAAAAGAGGAUAGGGUGGGAAGGAAAAGCCUUAUUCGGUCAUUUCUGCUGGGGAAACGGCAGAGAGGAGGGGAGACAGUACUAUACUUCUCAAAGUUCCAGUUGACGCUUGCAGACAAAGAGAUGCUGGAGCGGGAAGAUCGCUCAGAGUCCCAGCAGGAGAUACUGAGGAGGAUCUCAAAGGAUUUGCCCAUCUAUACGCGCACCAUGUCUGGAGCUGUCCGUUACUGUGACCGCUGUCAGAUCGUGAAGCCGGAUCGAUGCCACCACUGCUCAGUCUGUGAUAAGUGCAUCUUGAAGAUGGAUCAUCAUUGUCCAUGGGUGAACAACUGCGUGGGAUUCUCCAAUUACAAGUUCUUCAUUCUUUUCUUGGCGUAUUCUCUCCUCUACUGCCUCUUCAUCGCCGUUACCGACUUACGAUUUUUCAUCAAGUUCUGGACCGUAAGUUUUGGAUUAUUUCUGUCUUUCAAAAGCGGCCUACCCGACACCCAGGCCAAGUUCCACAUCAUGUUCCUGUUCUUCGCUGCCUCCAUGUUCUCUGUCAGCCUGUCCUCUCUCUUUGGAUACCACUGCUGGCUGGUGUGCAGAAACCGCUCCACACUGGAGGCCUUCCGAGCCCCAGCCUUCCACGAUGGCGCAGACAAAAACGGCUUCAGCCUGGGCUUCAACGAAAACUUUCGCCAGGUGUUCGGCAAUGAUAAGAAGCUCUGGCUCCUACCUGUCUUUUCCAGCCUUGGGGAUGGCUGCUCAUACCCCACCAGCCUCGUUAAGCGGGAUGCCGAGCAGCCGCCCAUACCAGCUGGACACAAUUCACCCACCCAGAGUACUGGUGAUGCCCCCCAGUUUCCUGCCAAGCCACUAAGGGAGUCCCAGAGUCGUCUCCUUCCUACGGGCCAUUCUUGGACGAGGAAUGAGCAGGUCGAGGAUCAGGACACGCGCGGUCCUCGGGGGAGUUACCAAGGCAUUCCCAGAGCAGCCGAGAGAUAUAAUCUCUCCAGUGUGUCCUGGGUCUGCCCCGGGACCUCCUCCCAGUUGGGCAUGCCCGAAACACCUCCCCAGGGAGCCGUCCAGGAGCCAGCCGAAACUGGAUGCUCGGACCACUUCAACUGGCUCGUUUCGAUGCGGAGGAGCAACAGCUCUACUUUGAGAUCAUUCCGAAUGCUUGAGCAUUCUGCAGAGCCCAGACACCCUGCGGCGGAAACUCAUUUCUUCCACUUGUAUCAGCGAUCUCAUUCUUUCGGUCACUACCCAGAGCUCAUGACCAUAGGUACAAGCAACCCAGCCAUGACUAUAGAAAAUGAGACUUAAUUUUUUAACCUGGAGGUAAAGCCUCCAGACUGACAGCAGAGGGGUCCGAUCAGCCCCCGCGCUCACCAGCCUGCGUAGGCACAUGUCACCUGUCUGCGUGUAACUCUGCCAUCGCCUGUCUGGGUGUCUCCAUGCUCCUGCUCGAACGCAGUAAAAAAAAAAAAAAAAAAAAAAAACAGGUUUACGUCCUCUGUGUUCUUUAUUUGCCAAGAAAGCAGCCGUGUAGCGUCCAGUUGGGGCCUGUGCUGCAGCCGUAGGGAGCAGGAUGAGCCUGAAGGCCAGGCUCAUUUCAGGUAACGCAGGGACCAGGCUCAUUUCAGUUAACCCAAGGGCCAGGCUCAUUUUGGUUACACCAGGAGCCAGGCUCAUAUAUGUUAACUAAAGGGCCAGGCUCAUUUCAGUUUCACCAAAAGCCAGGCUCAUUUUGCUUAUCCCAGGAGCCAGGCCUAUUUCAGUUACACCUACAGUCAGGCUCAUUUUAGUUACAGCAGGAGCCAGGAUCAUUUCAGUGACAGGUAGCAGUUAAGAGUUGAUCAAUCGACUCUUGAGUUCUUGAAACAAAAUGACUGUAAUUUAUUUAAAUGAGAAAAGCUGUCAGUUUAAUAACUGGAAUAUUUGACAAUACCUGGAUGUUCUGUCAAUGUUAUCUAACAUUGUUUUAUAUAUGCAUCUUUUUAUACUUGUGAAUUGCUUACAUCAGAGUAAGAUAAAGCAUAAAGCGAUACACGAGUCAGAUAAUUUCAGCAGACUCCCAUGAGCCAAAUAGGGAUGCAAGAUUAUUUGUAUACUGUAGCAUCAAGCUGAAUUUUCUUGUGUGAUAAUAUAUUGAAAAGAGCAAAUCUAGCAUAUUAAACAUCUGGGAAGGCCACAGGUGCUUUGGUUUUUACAGGAAGACUGUUUCGUGUUUCCACCAUUACGGAGCUUGCACAGUAUCUGUGACACUGCAGCUGCUGAAAAUUUAAUUGGAGACGUCCUGGCUGGUUCAUACACCAGGCCCUCUCUGCCAUGCCUGUUUUAAGUGAAAUCGUGUUGAGGUACCCCGUGUUCCACCCGGUAUCCAGGGAUGGUUCACAAGAGGACGGCUACAUUAUCUGGUACUGCUGAUCUGGGGUUUGUUUUUCCCGCACGUGGACUGUAGGAUUUAAACAGGAAAACGAGAUUCAGCUCUUCCAUUUUUCUAAGGCUCCUGGCCUCCAAUCAGCACUGCAUGACGCUUGAUGUAAUUCAGUUGAUGUUUUAAGCAGUAAUGCUACGUCGUAUGGUGUAAAUUGGGACGUGUGGCCGUGUAUUCCCCAUAUGUUCUUUCUGUACUUCUUCAUGCUAGUGGAAAGGACACCAAUCUGGACCAUUAUUCUAAAUUAGACACGGAACAGCACAUCCGUUUGCCUGUUUGACUAUUCCAUACCUGAGACGUGGGCGUGAAGCCUCGAUCUGCGGGGUGGUUGUGCAAUCAGCUGAGUAUGAGCUGUUUGUAUCACUGCAUAUAGACGAUACACACCUAGAAGAGACUCCUCCACAGCGAUGUGUGGGCUUCCAGGUGAGCUGGUGGCUCCGAGGGCUCCCUGCCUCAGCUGAGUCAUCCACUGACAGAACCUUUGUACUACAGGGUCUCGUUGAUUAUUUAGUUUACUUGCGUCACAAGGUUUCAAUUGCCCAGCUGUCGCUGCCUGUUAGUAGCCUGGCCAACAUCAAGUUGGGUGAACUUAAGCAUCGUAUAACGAACGACUGGCUAUCGUGGUUACAGAAGCGACAUGGGACAAGAGCCGCGGCCGUUCGUUUAGGUCUAACCGUGAGAAACCAUGCUAAAUUAUUAUUUCAUUGUUAUCAAGUAUAUCCAGAUAAAUGACACUGCUGAUUCAUUCCAAGAAUUAAGAAUUACUUGUAUAAUGAAUACUAUGCCAUGUAAUUUACUGUGAACUGUUAAAAAAAUGUUUGGUUUUGUUACACUGAGGAAUGCUGCACUUCUUUGAGAAACUUGUCUUACUAUGUAUGCUUUUACCAGAUGCAAUCGGUGUAUUACACAGUAGUAAACUAUAUAAUCUAUUUUUGUAUGGUUCUAUUCAUUGGUGACAUACAGUUUUUUCCCCUUGGGCAUAAUUGUUAAGGCUGUUAAAUGUGUGUCAUGCCUUGUACAGAAAAGAAAUAAAGGCUGGUGCUCAAGUGUUCCUUUUUA